Messenger RNA from Thrips palmi, 886 nucleotides. Its product is annotated as cuticle protein 19-like. The coding region runs from base 52 to 588 and encodes 178 amino acids. The record is from RefSeq and is a predicted model, not a curated record. Lineage: Eukaryota; Metazoa; Arthropoda; Insecta; Thysanoptera; Thripidae. The transcript is spliced from 3 exons. Gene Ontology annotation, cellular component: extracellular matrix.
GCGAGCGAGCACGUGUGUGAUCUAGUUCCCCAUUCGCCACCCCCAGCCAACAUGUCCAGCUCCAGACAGGCGGUGCUGCUGGCGGUGUCCGCGGCCCUGGGCGUCGCGCGGGCAGGCUACCUGAGCAGCGGCUACGGCGGCUUCGGUGGUAUCAGCCCCGCCGCCCUCAACUACGCAGCCGCCCCGCUGUCGCCCCUCGCAGCGCCGUACCACGGCUCCGCGUACCACGCCGCCCCUGUCUACGCCGCGGGGCCGGCCGCCUACCACGGACCGGACUACUACGCGCACCCCAAGUACGCCUUCAACUACGGCGUCAACGACCCGCACACCGGCGACCACAAGAGCCAGUGGGAGGAACGCGACGGCGACGUGGUCAAGGGCGAGUACUCCCUGGUGGAGCCCGACGGCAGCAUCCGCACCGUGUCCUACACGGCCGACGGCCACAACGGCUUCAACGCCGUGGUCACCAAGUCGGGCAAGGCGGUGCACCCGCCCCCCGUCCACGCCCACUCCGCGCACGGCGCCGCCCUGCACGUCCCCGUGCCGCUGCCCCUGCAGCACUACGAGGCAGCGUACCCCGCCUACUAGCGCCAGCGACGCUGACGCCGUGCUCUCCAUGUACCCCGUGAAGCACCCAGCCAUGGGACGGACGAGCCCGCGCUGAGCGCAUCCCAUGCCUCCGGCCUGCAAGGCAGAACCACGUCCGGGCCCCGAGCCGGGCCGCCAUGUGAAGAAUCGACUGUCUCUAGACAUUUUCUUGCCCUGCAGACCAGUCAGUGUGUGGGCGUCACGAACUGUCGCUCACUGACCGUCACUAGGAGAGUAGAAACUCCAUAGGCUAAGUAAAUUGUGUACAGUUUUAUAAUGAAAAUAAAAUAGCUCGAAG